ACAAAAAAUGGAACACACCAGCAGUGUGAGGACCUGAAAGUGGCACAUGGCAGAGUGUGGCGAUGGAGACAGCAGCAAUGGGAGGCCGUACAGGGACCCAUGACACACUCUGGACCUGGCAGCAGCAUGAGGAGGCGGUAUAGGGGCCCAUGGCAGAUUAGGGGCCUGGCAGCAGCUAUGGGAGGCCCGUAAUCUGCCAGCACCCUAUGACAAAAAAUGGAACACACCAGCAGUGUGAGGAGACCUGAAAGUGGCACAUGGCAGAGUGUGGCGAUGGAGACAGCAGCAAUGGGAGGCCGUACAGGGACCCAUGAGACACUGUGGACCUGGCAGCAGCAUGA
This is a messenger RNA of Staurois parvus, 341 nucleotides long. The record is from the annotation of a GenBank genome assembly. NCBI's taxonomy places the organism in Eukaryota, Metazoa, Chordata, Amphibia, Anura, Ranidae.